AUGAUCCACAACAUCCAAUUCAAGUCAAAAAGAUCUGAACCGAGAGAGUACCUGGUAACCUGUGUGGAUGACAAUUGUAACUGGUUACUUAGAGCUUCAAAGUUCAGGAAAACAGAAACAUUUAAAAUCAGAAAGUAUGUAAAAACUCACACCUGCUCCUUGGAUAUCAUUAUGGAAGACCACAGGCAGGCUAAUUGCAAUGUCAUUGGGGAACUAAUAAAAUCAAAAUACAUGCCAAUAAAGAGAGUACACACACCACAUGACAUAAUCAACGACAUGCUAGAUGAUUAUGGUGUUUCAAUGGGGUACCAAAAAGCCUGGAGAGCAAGAGAAAAAGCUUUAGAAUUGGUAAGGGGAAACCAAGAUGAUUCAUACCAAAAACUUCCCAUCUACCUUCACAUGCUAAAAGUCUCGAACCCAGGUACAAUAACACACCUGGUUACAGACAAUACAGAUCACUUCAAAUAUAUGUACCUAGCAUUUGCAAAUUCCAUCAAAGGAUGGAAACACUGUAGGCCAAUCAUUGUGAUAGAUGGAACUUACUUGAAGACAUCAUUUGGGGGAACUUUAUUCACUGCUUCAACAAUGGAUGCUAACAACAACAUAUUUCCAUUAGCCUUUGGAAUAGGAGACUCUGAAAAUGAUUCAUCAUGGUUAUGGUUUUUCACAAAGCUAAAGGAGACAUAUGGAGAAAGAGAAGGUAUGGCAAUCAUUUCAGACAGGCAUAAAAGCAUAGAAAAUGCUAUAGACGAUGUAUACCCAAAAGCUUUCCAUGGAGCAUGCAUAUUCCACCUGUUAAACAACAUCAAAGUUAAUUUCGGUGUCCAUGGGGAGGACCUAAACCUAAACUUUGUCAAAGCAGCAAAGGCAUACAUGGUACAAUCAUUUGAGCACUACAUGCAUGAAAUAGACAAGAUUGACACACGCAUACUACCGUAUUUACAAAAAAUUGGAUAUUCAACUUGGUCUAGAUGCCAUGCUCCAACAAGAAGAUAUACAAUGAUGACAUCAAAUAUAGCUGAAUCAAUAAAUGCUGCAUUGAAAGCUGCAAGAACGCUGCCAAUCACUACAAUGAUGGAGGGCCUUCGAAGUUUAGUUCAAAAAUGGGUAUGGAAAAAUGGUAACGAAGCAAACGGAACAUUCACACAAGUAACAACAGAUACUGAAAUUGUGCUUAGAGAAAACUUUAUUCGUGCCAUUAAAUUUCAGGUCUUCCCAGUAAACACUAUACUGUACCAAGUUGUGGUUGAACAGAAAGGAAAUUUUUUGGUCAACCUAAUGGAGAAAACAUGUGAAUGCAAAAGGUUCCAACAAGAUGAAAUACCGUGUGCACAUGCAAUAGCUGUAAUGCCCCAAAUUUCCUAA
This is a messenger RNA of Humulus lupulus (European hop), 1365 nucleotides long. RefSeq lists its product as uncharacterized. Gene Ontology annotation, molecular function: zinc ion binding. The record is from RefSeq and is a predicted model, not a curated record. NCBI's taxonomy places the organism in Eukaryota, Viridiplantae, Streptophyta, Magnoliopsida, Rosales, Cannabaceae. The transcript has 3 exons. The coding region runs from base 1 to 1365 and encodes 454 amino acids.